This is a messenger RNA of Drosophila kikkawai, 489 nucleotides long. RefSeq lists its product as uncharacterized. The record is from RefSeq and is a predicted model, not a curated record. NCBI's taxonomy places the organism in Eukaryota, Metazoa, Arthropoda, Insecta, Diptera, Drosophilidae.
AUGUCCCUAGAAAAACCUUAUAAAGCCAGAUUCGAGUCGUUGAAAUCAUCCGGCUCGAUUACAUACUUUCGUGCCCGUCUUUUGGGCAGAGAUCACAGACUCAAUGGAACCUUGAUCUUCAAAGAGGAUAUGGGUAAUAAUUUUGUUGUGUCUGUAGAAUCUUACAACGAUGCCACUGGUAGUGGGAAUUACAAGCAGACUCUUUAUUCGGCAUCAAAGAUACCCUUUUGCCAGUUCAUCGAUACCUAUUGGAAAUACUUUGCUCCGAGUAUGGAAUUUGGCAAGAAUACGGAUGUACCCUUUAUCAACCACACGUGUCCCAUACCAAAGGGUGAAUACUAUGUCAAGGAUGUGAUUAUCAAGACAGACGGCUGGCCAUAUGUAAUGCCUCGUGGCUUUUUCAAGGCUGUGUGCACAGUCCAAAGGGACGAUGAAAUUGUGAGCAGCACAGAACUGAUAGUUAGCUUUACAGAUCGCACUGGAAAUUAA